Messenger RNA from Nyctereutes procyonoides (raccoon dog), 4992 nucleotides. It is a transcript of the gene MYRIP, whose product is annotated as myosin VIIA and Rab interacting protein. The record is from RefSeq and is a predicted model, not a curated record. Gene Ontology annotation, molecular function: actin binding; small GTPase binding; myosin binding. Gene Ontology annotation, biological process: intracellular protein transport. The transcript is spliced from 17 exons. Gene Ontology annotation, cellular component: cortical actin cytoskeleton. Bases 199 to 2772 code for a protein of 857 amino acids. Lineage: Eukaryota; Metazoa; Chordata; Mammalia; Carnivora; Canidae.
AUCGUCGCAGACUCAGGCCCGCGCGUCCCUCCCUCGGCGGGGCCGGAGCGGGUCCCUGCGUGGCGCUCGGUUUGCAGCCCCCACGGGCCGCGAGGCUGCCGGGCUGCGGUCCUCCGCGCACCUACUACGCCGCGGGCGCCGCCGCGGGGCGCCGAAGCCUUCGGGUCUUGCAUCACCAUCUGUGUUUUGUAUUAAAUCAUGGGGAGGAAGCUGGAUCUGUCUGGUCUGACAGAUGAUGAAACGGAGCAUGUUCUCCAGGUGGUUCAGCGAGACUUCAAUCUUCGAAAAAAAGAGGAAGAACGGCUGAGCGAGAUGAAGCAGAAGCUGGCUGAGGAAGGCAGCAAGUGCAGCAUCCUCUCAAAGCACCAGAAGUUCGUGGAGCACUGCUGCAUGCGCUGCUGCUCGCCCUUCACCUUCCUGGUCAACACCAAGCGCAGAUGUGCCGACUGUAAGUUCAAUGUCUGCAAGAGCUGCUGCUCCUACCAGAAGCAUGAGAAGGUGUGGAUCUGCUGUGUCUGCCAGCAAGCCAGACUUCUGAGGACCCAGUCUCUGGAAUGGUUCUACAACAACGUGAAGAGCCGCUUCAAACGCUUUGGCAGUGCCAAGGUCUUGAAGAACCUGUAUAGGAAACACCGAUUGGAGAGUGGAGCAUGCUUCGAUAUUCUAGGAGGAAACUUUUUCGAAGCAAACCUGGAGAAUGAAGGAAGUAUUUCGGGCAGUGAUUCAACAUUUUAUAGACAGUCAGAAGGACACAGCAUGAUGGAUACAUUGGCUGUUGCCCUGCGGGUGGCUGAAGAGGCCAUUGAGGAAGCAAUUUCCAAGGCAGAAGCCUAUGGGGACAGUCUGGACAAGCAGAACGAGGCCAGUUACCUUCGGGACCACAAGGAGGAGCUGACCGAGGAACUGGCCACCACUAUCCUGCAGAAGAUCAUAAGGAAACAGAAGAGCAAAGGCGAGCAGCCAAUGGAAGAAGAGCCAGAGUGGUCGCAGCCCCAGAGCAGCAGCGCGGAGGCCGCUGACGAGGGGAUCAUGGCGCCCCCAGGAGGCCCCCAAGCUCCCUCCACCCUCUGGAGGUCCCAGUCUUCGUUCUCACUCCCCAAAGAGGAUGCUCUGAAGACCCCUUCACUGGAAGCCGCAUCGAGGCCACCGAAGGGCCAGGGCCAGCCACCAAGGGAGGAGGCAGCCUUGCCCAGCUGGAAGAGCAUGGACAGGCUGGACGAGACAAACGUGGCCGAGGUUUUGCAGAGCCCUGACGGGAACUGGCUGGCCCUGAAGGAUGGUACUCUGCCACCCACCCGCCUGCUGGCCAAACCCAAGAGUGGCACAUUCCAGGCCCUGGAGGCAGCCUCCAGCGUGGCCUCUGCCUACGACGAGAUGGGCUCAGACAGUGAGGAGGACUUUGACUGGAGCGAAGCUUUGAGCACGCUGUGCCCAAGGCCCCGAGGCCGGCCCAGGAACCCCCAGCCUCAGCCCGCACAGGCCCAGGGCUCGGACCAAGGCCCCUCAGCUGCCUCCUCGGGGCUCUCCCCAAACCCCGAGGCCAUGUGCUCCGACUCAGAGACCUCCUCUGCAGGCUCCUCCCGGGAAGCUGGGCACCGGGCCAGGCUGUCCUGGUUGCAGAGGAAGGCCCCCGGGGACCCUGAAGCCGAGAAGAUGCGCCUGCAGGGAGAGCUGGACGUGAACUUCAACCCGCAGGCAGCCAGCAGGGAGACCUCGGACAGCAGCGAGCCUGAGGAGGCCCCUCACACUGUGGACCGGAAGGCCAGGAGGUGGAGAAGGGCCCGGCUGGGCUCAGAGGAGCCAAGCAAGGAGUUGUCUUCUCCCAACGCCCAUUCCCAGGGGCUGGACGUACAGCAGGUGUCGGGUGAUUUGUCAGAGACGGACAUCGGCAGCGAGGCUCAGCACCCUCGGAGUGGUGUGACAGCCACAGAAGAGAAACUGAGAAACAGGUUGUACGAGUUAGCAAUGAAAAUGAGCGAGAAGGAAACUUCUUCAGGAGAAGAUCAGGAGUCAGAGCCCAAGACGGAGUCUGAGAACCACAAGGAAAGUCUGUCCUCUGAAGACAACAGCCAGGGCGUUCAGGAAGAGCUGAAGAAGAAGUAUUCUGCUGUUUCUCUCUGCAACAUCUCCACAGAAGUCCUAAAAGUCAUCAAUGCCACUGAGGAACUGAUAGCAGAGUCCGCGGGGCCCUGGGAGUUCCCACCUGUCCCUCCUGACAGAGAGAAGGGGACGUUUCCUCUUGGGACAGACCAAGUGAGGCUGGAUGAGCAGCUGACUUCCCUGGAAGAAAAUGUGUACCUGGCAGCGGGCACAGUGUAUGGACUGGAAGGCCAACUGAAUGAAUUGGAGGAUGCUGCCCGUUGCAUCCAUAGUGGCACCAAUGAGACUGAACUGGCAGAUCUGGAGGACCAGGUGGCCACGGCUGCAGCCCAGGUUCACCAUGCUGAGCUCCAGAUUUCUGAUAUUGAGAGCCGAAUUUCAGCCCUGACCAUUGCAGGAUUAAACAUAGCACCGUGUGUGCGCCUUACAAGAAAACGAGAUCAGAAGCAAAGGAACCAGGUACAAACCAUAGACACAUCAAGGCAGCAGAGGAGGAAACUGCCUGCCCCACCAGUGAAAGCUGAAAACAUUGAGGCAUCUUCAGUGACCACCAUGAAAACAUUUAACCGCAACUUCAUUCUCCAAGGCUCCUCAACAAACAGGACUAAUGAAAGAAAAAGCACCACCAAGGAUUUGAUGGAGCCCACUCUAGAGUCUGCUGUGAUGUAUUAGUGCCAUGGAACUCCACUGCCACUGACCCACUGCCUCUGGCCGUACACGACAGUGCCUUGACCCAACAGCCAUCGAAUACUGUACGGAUUUCCACCUGAGGAGAGGGCCUGGGGAGGCCAUGGUGCACCACUGCACAGGGCUGCCCUGAUACCUCACCCAGAAAGCAGUCCCGGACUUGUGCACUGUGGUUUGUCCACUCUCUGCCUUAGGCUCCCAGGGGAAUCCAAGACAGAAAACCGAGAGGCUGGCUUCCAACAGUAGAGCUCCGUGUUCAAAAGAUGCAUCUUUUCCCUGUUCGCUUUGCUACUGUCUCUUGUCUUUAAGAUCUUUUUUCUUUCUUUCUUUCUUUCUUUCUUUCUUUCUUUCUUUCUUUCUUUCUUUUCCUUUCUUUCUUUCUUUCUUUCUUUCUUUCUUUCUUUCUUUCUUUCUUUCUUUCUUUCUUUUAUCCCUCUGAUUCAACUAGAAGUACAUGUGAAGAGUUAUCUGUCCAAAGGAAAACUACUGGGGGGGGGGGGACGGAAGGAAGAGAUGGGUAUUAUCAUUUAAUUCAACAUCAGUUCUUACUAAUCUCUCACAAGCAUCUUUGUCCCACAGGUACUAUGGUAAAAAGUACAAAUGCCCCCUGUAGUGAACAUCGGGACUGUCCUAUUUGGGGAGCACACACCCAGCAAGGAUGCAGGUCUCCCUUCAGCCACUGCCUUCCUGGGAAGCUCCUACCCACCCACCCCCUACAACCAGUCAUUCCCAUCACUUUGCCAUCACAAGCCACGAAAUGGAAAGCUCUGACUCACCCAUGCCAUGUCCAGGUCUAUCAGAAAUAUGGUCUCAUUGAGAAUUCAGGAUUCUUUACUGAACCUAUUGGCAGUUUCCCCGCUCUGAAGGGGAAAGGAGCUUGAGAAAGCCCACCAUUGGCUUAACUUAGGGCACUGUCCAGAAUCCACAUGCAGUUUAGCAAUGACCGCAUCUAAUGGGGUUUAUUUAGGUAAAUGGAUUCUUGCAGACAAUAACCACGUUGAAAAAAUGUUGUCCUCCAAAAUUUAUUUCCCAAUAAAUAUUCAGCAAAACAGUAGAAUGACCUUAAAGAUAACAAUGGUUAAAGAAUCGCCUUGAAAAACUUACAGGCAUGAAAAAAGCAAGGAUAAACUGAAUUUAAUGGACACAAGAGCCGACACGAGCUCCACAUUUGUGGCCUUGAAUGCAUGACUAUGUAGAGUGUGUGUAUAAAAGCAAAUGGAAUGGAACUUCACUCAAUGAAUUAAAUCUGUCCCUGAUACAUUCUGAAUCUAAGGAAGAGAGGAAAUGAGAGUCAAGGGGAUAGUUCGAUCAAAAUGUAUUAAAUGACUGCUUUCAGGGAGGUAAUUUCUUCUCAUUUUAAUCCUUAGAGCAACCCUCUUCAGUAGGUAUCCCCAUUUUUCAGAUUUGGAAACUAAGAGGGCCAGAGAGAUUAGUUUGCUAAAGUCACACCUUGAAGUUAAGUAUAAUCGGAAUGCUUCACAAAAGCCUCACUGUUUGUUUCAACUUCUAUAUUCUUUUGCUGCUAUGCACAUUCCCAGACCUGAUUUGCUGCUGAGAUGUGUGUUAUGAUCCCUUCCUGAUGGGGGUCUACCUAUCUUCCAGUGAUACUCCCUGCUGACGCUGUGUAUGUGUUAUCCAACAGAAAUGACUCCUUUGAAAUAAAGUCAGUCUUUGGCUUUUUGUUCUGUUGGUGUGACUCAAAGCAGACAAAUACAAAUUUUAAAAACACAACAAAAAAAGAUCUGAGUUCCAAACAGAAUGUUUUCUUUAAGAGGCAUGAAAAGCAACUAUUGUUGUGUUACAGUGUUAAAAUAUUCAGUUUCCUUUGACAAAAAUGUGUACUGUGUAAGCCUUGCAAAAAAAAAAAAAAAAGAAGAAGAAGAAGCCUGCUCUAUGGCAUUUGAAAUUUUAUAAAGGUUUCCUUGUGCCAAAUAAGUGCAAAGAUUUAAUUUACUAUUAAAAACCAUAAGCAUAUGUUAUAGUUUCAGAAGAAUUAUUUUGUCAUCAAGUGAUUUUGAUCUUCAGUGUCAAUAUUUAUAUUUAGAUUAAUUUUUAUAAAUGAAAAUAUUUUAAUGGUUUAAGAAAAUGAGGACAAUAGGACCAUAUCUUUGAUGACUUCUGAAAGUUAUGCUUGCCUUCAUGUUAUCUGCACAUUGCCAAGAAUUACUGUAAAGAGAAAUGAUAAAGAAGUAAAAGUCAUUUAUG